Messenger RNA from Polyodon spathula (Mississippi paddlefish), 2703 nucleotides. Its product is annotated as zona pellucida sperm-binding protein 3-like. Bases 208 to 900 code for a protein of 230 amino acids. Gene Ontology annotation, molecular function: acrosin binding. Lineage: Eukaryota; Metazoa; Chordata; Actinopteri; Acipenseriformes; Polyodontidae. The record is from RefSeq and is a predicted model, not a curated record. Gene Ontology annotation, biological process: binding of sperm to zona pellucida; egg coat formation; positive regulation of acrosome reaction. Gene Ontology annotation, cellular component: extracellular matrix. The transcript has 5 exons.
GCGUGCAUGUUGUAUUGCGUUACAUGUAUAAUAUCUCAUGUCAAAUCUUUAACUUCUACGAUAGUCGUCCCAGAAGGGAUUCUGGCAUAAUCUGCAGUGGUAAGACUUGUCAUAGAAUCUUAGUUGAUUCAAUUUGACGCUGAGUGAUUUAAUAGUUGUCGAUCGAAUCCUAAAACGCUAACGUGUGCGGCUUUGAAGGGCUUUACGAUGUUCCAAUAUAAAUCUAACUUUUCUACCCCACCUUUUAAGAUGGAAGACGGACAGCUGGUCUACAAGAACAUUCUUCGUUUUGUCCCAUCUGCUCAAAACGGUACAAUUCGGAGAUUCGUGCCAUUCACUGUACCCAUUCAGUGUAAUUACUAUAGGUAUCACCACGUCUACAGGCAGGGCAUUCGUCCGUUUUGGAGGAAUCGAGCUCUCUUGAAGAAUCUCAAGACCCCGUAUGGCUUUUCCCUAAGAACAGUGAAUGGUGACUGGGUUCCUGAUCACAUGAUGAAUACAUUCUACCUUGGACAGCCCAUACACUUUCAAGCUACUGCAAAUCUUUCUGUUCCUGGGAUGAAGCUUUUCAUCCGCAGCUGUUAUGCAACGGCAUCUCCAGCUUCAAACUCAACCCCUCGAUACACAGUGAUUGAGAAUUAUGGGUGCAUGGUGAACAGCAAGUAUGAAACCUGUAGCUCCCGUUUUGUGCCUCCCAGAACAAACGAUACAAUAAAUUUCAUUGUGGAUGCUUUCCAGUUCAACGCUCUGUCCCCUCUGGUGAACAAGUACUACAUGCACUGCACCAUGGUGGUAACCAGCAGCAUGGGAACGCAGAGCACCAAGUCCUGCCACUAUGACGAGAACAUGAAAAGGUGGGUUCCAUUUAAGAAUGAUCAUAUCAUUGCAUGUCUUGGGUAACUCGAAGGUUUCUGAUGUUUCUUUAUCUAGAAGUAAAGAUUGGGUUGUUUGGGAGGGUGGCAUUCCAUUGACAUGUGAAUGUGUCUUCAGGUGGGUGGAGCUUGAAGGUAACCACAGUUCCUGUUCCUGUUGUGACUCUGUGUGCAUCAAUGAUGAGACUUUGCCCAUCGGUAUGUAUACUUCACCCAGAAGCAAGGGGAAGGGUGUUACAAUUGCAGAUGCGGUAACUUCUGCAAGUUUAUUUUUGUAGUUAACUGUUUUGUAGUAGUGUAAGCUGUUGGCUUCAGCUUGUGGAUGUGAUGUACAGGUCUAAUAGUGGUAUGGUCUUGGCUCGUAUUGUAAAAUUCUCUAAAUGUCUCGCUUCAGGUAGUGUAAGCAGUGAUGCCCUGCUGGUCCUUGAAAAAAUGGGAGGUCAUGACGUUCCUGUCCCUCAUUCGGAUGAGGCCAAGGUGGCAGAGCACAGCGACGACACGGAGAACUGAGAGGGCUGGGGAGCCUGAUCACUUGGAGGUGGGUGAGGGGAGGGCUCUGUCUGCAGAGGGAAAUGGGAAGAUUACUUUUUUGGUGGAACCCUUUUUGAAACAAUUUUUAUAAACAAUCUAUGGCUUGGUUUUAACUGGAUAUUGUAGUAUGGGAGAACAUGCAAGAUAUAUGAAUGUCUGAUAGGGCAAUGUUUGUUGACCAACUCCCUGAGGUUUUUGUUUGCCUUGAAGUUUAUAGCUGUGUUUUUGGAAUGUAAGUAUUCAAUAGUUGGUGUCAUUCAUAAUUUCAAAAUGACUCGUUUUGCUUGUAACGCUGAUGGACUUGCUUAUCAAUGGUCUUUCUUUGGUUCCUCCAGAUGGUGUCUGAAGAUGCAGUUGGCUAAAUCUCGAGUUAUUGGAUCAUGACUGCUAAAUAAAAUGUAUUAACACUUAUACCUUGUACUUUCUGUUAUUUCAUCCUGAUUUGAGGUUUAUUAAAUAAACCAAGUGAAGUAAAUGGGCUGGAUUAAUUCAGUUCUGAGACCAAUCCACUGCUCUGAACCAGAUGAGCUUUAGAUGGGCUGAAUGGCCUUCCCUUGUGUCUCUUAUAAAAUGGCUUUCUCUGUUUGGAUGACGUAAAAACGGAGCUCCUAUUAAGUGACUGAAGCAAUAGAUGUGCAGUUCACCCCCUUGUCUCCCAAGUUGCUUUGGAUAAAAGCAUUUAAAUUAAAGCAGGUGUGUUGAUCCCAUAAUUUGCUUCUAAAAUGCUGGUAUGCACUGAGGAAACAAAUCUAGGACCAGCUGUUCCCCUCCAUUAGUCUUCAAUGGGUUUCAUGAGAAUCGGAAAGGAUGUGCGACAGCCUCCAAAGCCCCCUUGCCCUCGUGAGACUAUGCACUCUGAGAAGAGGGAAAGAGCCCACCAUGCAAUAAUGUACUGCUGUCAUCAGACCACCAGGUGGUGCCAAAUAACCACAACUUUGAACAAAAGUUGAGUAUACUUCUGGUGCCUAUAAAUUAAGACUAGGGAUGGAAAUAGGACUGCAUUUCAUAGCAGCUUUUAAUACAUGCUUGUUUAUCCCCAGUAGGUACAGGGAACAAGAUCAGUUUUUUGUAGUGGGGAAUUUUGUGUAGCUGUGUUUUUAGGAAGGAGGUUUAAUUAUUAUUAUUUAUUUUUUUUAAAUGGGUUGUACCACAGAUUGCAUAGCUGGAGAGAGAUGAACACUCACUAGAAUAGAAUUGUAAGGUUUAAAAUUCCUUUCUUGCUUAAAGGCAUCUGAGGUCCUGAAUUUUAAAGAAGGAACAAGCUAAAUCCUCCAGAUUGUUCCUUCAUCUGAGAAUCCGA